Molecule: messenger RNA, 2829 nt
Organism: Cladophialophora bantiana CBS 173.52
Lineage: Eukaryota; Fungi; Ascomycota; Eurotiomycetes; Chaetothyriales; Herpotrichiellaceae
Exons: 1
Coding region: 1-2829 (942 amino acids)
Cellular component (GO): cytoplasm
Molecular function (GO): metal ion binding; glycerophospholipase activity
Source: RefSeq, a predicted model, not a curated record
AUGGCCCAGCUUGUCCAUACACUGGGACCUACUUGUGCCUUCCACGAGGAAGAGCCUGAUGACACCUCCAGCGACGGAUUGACACCCCCGAAAGUUAAAGCACAGUUCUUCUACGUGUCUUCCCUCCCAAUUGAUGACCCCCUCUCUCCAGUGCCACCUGUGUCUGCGGACAAGGCUACCGAUCUUCCCCCUCAACCGUUUUCGGCUCGAGACAACGCCGCCUUGGAAGAAGCAUGGCAGACCUUUCAAAAAGCCGACAAAGGAACUUCGGGGCAUGGAGGUGUAACAAGGAGGAGUCUUACACAAGGGCUAUCUUCGUUUUCACAACUCAGAGACGCAACUCCCGCGGACGCCAAAUCACAAGUAACAAAGUCUGGCUCAUCUGGAACCGGGGGCAAUUCUCGUGGCCGUACAAAAACCUCCCCAAAGUUUCCUCCACCAGGAUCCGAGGUCAUGCUGGAUUAUGCCCAUAGCGGUCCGAAGGGCGUCACUCAACCUAUCGAUGCUGAAGAGUUGAAGGAAAAUUCUGAAAUUCAGCAACAGCCCAGCAAGGACACGAGCAAACAUAAGAGGCGAUUUUCGCCCUUUCAUCGCCGACACAAAGAAGGAAAGGACAGCCGUGAUUCUUCUCCGCAACCCGCAAACGUGGGUGAGACAGUUACAUCUGGAACGCAACCUUCCCUGGACCCUGCUUCUGAUAUCAGCGGUCGACCAUUUGCACGGGCCCCUAGCGGACGCAACAUCAAUUCCACCGUGACAUACGAACCUGGGGAAAUCUACACGAAUGAAUCAGAAGCUGAGCCUCGAAGUCGCUCUCGGAGUUCUGGGCGUCGUCGCAAGAAGGAAACGGAGAACGACAAAGCUUAUGUCCCUGUGGGUGUAUCUCGCCUGCAUUUGGUUGAAAUGCCUGAUCUUGUGAUGAAACCAAUAUAUUGGUCCCCUAUCAAUGACACGUCCAACGUCAUUCGGGCUACUUGGUUCUACAAGGACACUAUGUUACCCGUUCCAGCUGACGUGGCAAAUCGCCUAGAAGUCGGCUACGAGUACAUAAAACCCUUUGGCCCCGCUUACCAAGAAGAAUUGCAGGCCUGCAUUGACAAUGGCGCUUCUGCAGAAAUGAAGGUGGUGUACAAGUUGUGGCCUGACGAGCCUAAAUCCAGCAGACCUUCCACUGCCAUGGACAUAAAGGAAACAAAUCAAAAGGACAAGCAGCGGAAGGAAAGCAAAGAUUUGCCAGAAACCAUCCAGAAUGCUGCUGCAGACCCUCGAAACACCCAGCAAAAACGUCUGUUUGCGACUCACAGCGUCAUCUACACGGAUGCUCGAAAUGCUCAAAUUCUGAAGCCUAACCUGCUUCCUUCCAUUGCACAGAAUCGGCGACCUUUGAGUUCCCUGCGGAAAGGGAGACAGAUUGGCGUGGCCGUUGUGCGUGGGUUUGACCGAAAAGCGUGGUUGAAGAUCCAUCCCGAUCCAAAAAUGGAUGCGAAAGCUGCUCAUGCGAAGGUCGGGGCCUUUAUGUCUCAAUCAGGAGAUGCCACUACCCGAGGACGACGAGGGUCAUGCCCGGCUUGCGAACAGGAUAGUAAAGCACCAAAAGUUACUGACCUUGUCUUUGUCAUUCACGGCAUUGGGCAAAAGCUAUCAGAAAGAGUCGACAGCUUCCAUUUCACUCACGCCGUUAAUGGUUUGAGACGGGAAUUUAAUGUUGAACUGGCAAGUGAAGUCAUUAAAGGAAAUCUGAGGCACGGAACGGGCAUCAUGGUUCUCCCUGUGAAUUGGCGGUUGACAGUCUCAUUUGACGAGGACAUUAAGACUUCUUCUGAAGGCACCGAGAAUAAAUACGCCUUGAAGGACAUUACCCCCGAUACUCUCCCGGCUGUCCGAUCCAUUAUCAGCGACGUGAUGUUGGACAUUCCUUAUUAUAUGUCGCACCACAAGGAAAAGAUGACCUCGGCGGUUAUUAGGGAAGCCAACAGAGUCUACAGACUUUGGUGUCGAAACAACCCAGGGUUUGACGAUUAUGGCAGGGUGCAUCUGGUCGCCCAUUCGCUAGGCUCUGUCAUGGCAAUGGAGAUUCUAAGUCAACAACCUACUCGACUUCCAAAGGACAUCAAAAUUGAUCCCAAAAGGCCAAGUGAGAAGUUCUUCGAGUUUGACACGACAAACAUGUUCUGCUGUGGAAGCCCAUCGGGGUUCUUCCUGCUUCUUCAUAACGCCAACCUUAUCCCGCGGAAAGGUAGAGACAAACCCGGUACGAAAGGAGAAGACCGACAACCAGGGAUUGCCAGUGAAGCCAAAUACGGAUGUCUUGCCGUCGAUAACGUUUACAAUAUCGUCCACCGAAACGAUCCAAUCUCCUACCUGCAAAAUGCAUCCGUGGAUGAACUAUACGCGAAGUCCAUUCAACCGGCAGUCAUACCCAGUGCUAGUGUGAGCUUCAUGACGCGCAUCGGUCACAGUCUGCGCUGGGCUUCAGGGACCACCGGUGAUCCGUACUCUGUCAUCACUUCGCCAAUCCGUCCGCAACUGACGCAAAUGCCCAGCACAGUGGAACUGGAGACGCACAAUUUUACUCGCGAGGAAAUUGCCGAGAAACGCAUGUAUCUGCUCAAUGACAAUGGGCAGAUUGAUUGGUUCCUGUCAGCGGGCGCCGGACCAUUGGAAUUCCAAUACUUGAACAUGCUCAGCGCACAUAGCAGUUAUUGGAUUUUGCCAGACUUUGUGAGGUUUCUGGUCGUGGAGAUUGGGAGAGAGCCUGGGAGAAGUCACACAUUGCCGGCGCUAAGAGCAGUGAAGAGGCGAGAAUAUAAGCGGGGGGACAUUCCUUGA